AUGGAGAGGGUGAGGAAGGCAACUCACGCGGGGUCCUGGUACUCUAACAAUCGUGAGUAAAAGCCGCCAUCUUUCGUCUCAAACUCCAUCGUGUCCCUGUAAACAUCCGGUCAUUUCGGCGGUCCUUCGUCUCCCUGUAUUUUAUUUAUUAUUAUUAUUAUUAUUAUUGAAUCCUUAUGAACAAUGAUGGCGCUUGUUUCGAUGUUGAAACUGGAAUGCCGCGACGGCUCGCGAAAAGGGUAGAAAUGUUGUAGGAACCUGCUAUUUUUCGAUGGCCAUCUUCUGUGAUGUUCGAUUUUUCAUUAGUUUUUCAUUAUUUAUUGUAGAAAUUUGUUCUAAUUUCUGUAGGUCAUCGGGGAUGGGAUAUCCUUUGCGGCUUGGUUUGGUGGUGUUAUAAAUUUUUGUGUUCCGUGUUAAGCGUGCCGUGGACAUUGACUUUGAUGAAUUUUUCAUGCAUAAUUGUCGUAUCACGUUGUGUUGGGAUACGGUCAGCGGUGCAUGUGAGAUAUUUGGAUGGUGUCAGUGAUGUCAUGGGAAGCUAUGAACUAAUGAACAAGAUUAAUGUUCUGGUAGGGGUAAUCUUUGUGUUGAUCUUCUCGUUUUUUCUGGUGGGCGCGUGGUCAAUGCAACAUGAAAUCUGUCUGACUCGGUAAUGGAAUUUGUGCUGACCAUGACAGAUGUUCUUAUGGAUUCACCAGAGCUGAGGAUGUGAUUUCAUAGUUUUUCCUCGUUUUUUUUUUCCUAAUCCUCUUGUCUUUGUGGCAUUUUCAUUGUUCCAGGAGCUGCCAUUAUCUCUUCUUUCUGUUAUGCUUGAAAACUCCGGAUGGGUUACAAUUGUAGUUUCGACAGAUUGAUCACUGUACAUGUAUUUAUUUUGGAAAAUAAAUGUAUUGAAGAGAAAGUUAAUCGCCAUAAUUGCUAAUCAUCCCAUCUGUAUGAAUGAUUAUUGCUGAGAUUACAUUCAAAUAUAUUGCAGUAAAAUUCAGUAAUUCCUAAUGAUUUUUCCGCUCUUCUAUCAGCCAAAAAAUUGGAAGAUGAGCUUGAUGGAUGGCUCCAAGCAUCUGGUCUUGACAAGUCUUCUGAUGUGAGAGGUGUAAUUGCUCCGUAGGUCACUGACUUAUUUUUAUUUUUUCAUAUAAAUUUUUAUAUACAUGAAUUAUCUAAUACGUUAGUUGCUUUAUUCUUUUGUUGAUUCAACUAUAGGCAUGCUGGCUACUCUUAUUCUGGCCGUGCUGCAGCCUUUGCAUUUGGUAAUAUAGACCCAGGAAGCUUGUAAGUAGGUUCUCCUCUAGCUGCAUUGAGUUGGAGCUUGUGUUCUCUCUUUCCUUCCCUUGUUCUGCUCCUUAGGAUCGACAUUAUGGUGUGAAUAUUUUCUCUACCCUUUUGGAUGAGAUAUCCCUCCAGAGAAAACGUUGACGGAGGUGGGUUGAAAAGGAAUGGCAGUUUGGAUGGUUGAUGUUGACUUAAUUGGCCUCAAUAAACUAAAUGAGGAAAAUUUUAUGAAUUUUAUUGUGUGAGAAGGAGGAGCAGGAACAUUCCUUUUCCAGUGACUGCAAUUACCUUUUAAUGUGUAUUUUUGUGGCGUGUGUUGACAUUUUCUGCCUAAUUUCCGAUAUUUUUUUAUUAAUGUGUGGAAAAUUAUCCGAUUGCAGCUCUCGAAUAUUUCUUCUUGGGCCAUCGCAUCAUUACUAUACGCCAAAAUGUGCACUAACAAGAGCUACUAUCUACAAUACACCUGUGGGAGACUUGACAAUAGAUUCGGAAGGUACUCGUUUUGCCUUCAUGGUUCCUGAAUAUUGAUUUAUUUAUUUAUUUUAUUUUGGCUGGUCCUUGGAACUAAUUAGUUGGUGUUAUAUUUUCUUUCCCUGAGUAUAGUAGAACAUACCUUAAAGAGCUUAGGAUAUAUCGGAACAUAUUGAUGCAUAACGUUUUCAUUGAUAGUGGAUAAGAUUUAGGAGGUUUUGACAUAGUUACGCUAAUUCAUUCAUGAUUAAACAUCUCUGGCUUCUUUUGGUGCAUUCUUCAGUCAGUUGACUACUGACUCCUUUCUUCAGUUCAGUUGCUCAUACCAAAUCCACACAAGAACCUGCUUCUUUUAUGGCACUCCCCAUAAUGUUCUUCCAAAUUUCAUAGAGCUUGAAAAUAUUUGUAUCCUCAUGGCGAACAUGAUCAGUAACACAGCUGAUCCUAGAACUGCAAAACCCAAAAUUGUUCAAGUGGGCAAAGUGAGCAGAACCUGAAUGGGGCUCAGCCAGAAAUCAUUUCAUCGGACAUGGAUAAGUGAAUUCCUAGGUGAUCCGUUCUUGCCUGCCUAGCACAUAUUUGCCUAACAGUCAGGCUUUGAUAUGGCUAAGAUCCUGGAGUGGAAAUGAUCAGACUUACUCAAUUUGGCCACCCGAUUUUAUUCCAAAUAUAAUGCCUAAAAAUGUUUUUUCAGGCGACAUAGCAUGAUCGAUUCUCAUUCCAUAUGUUUUGGGUUUUGACUGCAUUUAUUUUCUGGAGUUCUAUCUUACAUGUUUAGCUCGCUUGUUACAGUCAAUAGGGAGCUGCAAGCGACAGGGAAAUUCGAGCUUAUGGAUCUCAGAGUAGAUGAGGCAGAGCACAGUAUGGAGAUGCACUUGCCCUACAUCGCCAAAGUAUUCCGGGGGUAGCUUCCUGCCGAUUAUAUCUCCACUGUUGCUCUAUGCAACCAUGAACAGGGCGUAUCUCUAAUUGAUAAAAUCAUUGCUUUUUACUUCUUUUAGAUAUCCCGUUAAAAUCGUACCCAUCUUGGUUGGCGCCCUCAAUCCAGAAAAUGAAGCCAUGUAUGGGAGAUUGCUUGCCAAAUAUAUCGACGACCCUCGAAAUUUCUUCUCGGUAUCAUCAGAUUUCUGCCACUGGGGCAUGAGGUAUGGUAUCUGCGAAAUGUUCAUUCUUUCUUCUCAAUUUCUUUUGCUCAACAUAUAAAUGAUUCGUUAAGACUAGAAAGAUGUGUCUGCAUUAAAAAUUUGAAGCAGAGUGCUUCCUCUUCCCGGAGCAGCCCGUGCCAAGGAUCAUUCUUUCCCGUCUCUGUUAAAUUCUCUUUCAUGGAAUUUCAUCCUUGGUACAUUUUUGGGCGAUUCCUGCAUUUUCUUCCCAUCUCAGGUAGUUCAAUGCUGUUUUUGGUAUGUUUAUGUUGCCAUAGGUUUAACUACACACAUUAUGACGAGAAACACGGUCCAAUUCACAAAUCAAUUGAGGCCUUGGACCGAAUGGGCAUGGAUAUCAUAGAGACAGGGGAUCCGGUUGCCUUCAAACGUUACCUUGAGGACUCUGACAACACGAUCUGUGGCCGCCACCCUAUCAGUGUCUUCCUUCAUGUAUGACUCUCUCUCUCUGUUUCUCUCCAUCUAUCUAUAUAUCUAUCUACAUCUCAGCUGAUGACUCCUUCAUGGCCAUCAGAUGAUAAAGAGCAGCUCCACAAAGAUAAGUAUCAGGUUCCUCUGGUACGAGCAAUCGAGCCAGUGCAAGAGCAUGCGAGACAGCAGCGUAAGCUACGCAUCCGCAGCUGCCAAGGCCGAUCCUUGA
Messenger RNA from Spirodela intermedia, 3546 nucleotides. The record is from the annotation of a GenBank genome assembly. NCBI's taxonomy places the organism in Eukaryota, Viridiplantae, Streptophyta, Magnoliopsida, Alismatales, Araceae.